GUGCCCAUCUUCUUCCAUGUUUUAUAUGUGGGACGCCUGCCACAGUGUGGCUUGAUAAGUACUGCCAUGUCCACACCCUGGAUCCGAACCAGAGAACCCCGGCCGCCAAAGGAGAAGAUGAGAACUUGACCGCUGUGCCACCGGGCCGGCCCCCUACUUUUUUAUUUGUUUGAUUUUUUGCUUUUAAAAGGCUCAGAGGGGGUAUAACUACAAAUCAGCUGCCUUCAGAUUAAAUGUUCGGUUUUAUUCCCCGGCUACCGCUGGCAUUCAUGGAGUUGGUUUUUCACAAGUUUCAUACCCCCUCAACAUUUUAUUAUGAAACUUCAAAUAUACAGAAAAGUCGAAAGAACAGUAAACCCACUGAAUACACCCACCGUCUAGAUUCUACAGUUAACAUUCUGCUGUUACUUGCUUUCUCAUCUAUCUACCCGCCAUCAAUCUACAGAGCUUUCAUCUUUAAUAUGAAAAUCUUUUUAGCUCAAGACUCUGCUGAGGGAAGGCCUCAUUUUUGACCGUCCCCAGACUCAGUGCCCCGCACUAUGGGAGGUAAAUGUGCAAAGUGCCACGGUGGGAGUCGACCUGCUCUGAGCCCCUUAAAGACUCAGCACAGAGGCUGGGAGCAUGGAUGUGGUUCUAACCCUGACCCCACUAGGAAAACUCAGUUUUCUCACCUGAAAUAUCGGAACCCCACCAUCCCCAUCCCGGGGGAGGACCAAAAGCGCAAAUCGCAGGAAGCACUCUAUAAUGACAGUUGCGACAGUUCUGAUUCUUCUCCUCCCUCUUUGUCUCCGAUGAACUUCAAGUCCAAGCUAUGGAGUCCAUCUCAGGCCUCUUACACCCAUCUUAGGCCACCUCACACCCUCAGUCCCAAGCAACUGUAAAGUGGGGCAGCGCGAUCCAGAGGACUACUGACCUGAGGCUGAGGGCCGCGACAGACCCGCCGUGCCCAGCCGUCGGGGCUCCCUCAGGCCGCUUCAGGGUCAGCCUGCGGCGGAGGCCUGUCUCCCUCCCUCCGAUGCCCCGCAAGACGAGUGACAGCCCGCGCCCCCUCCCCCGGGGCGCUACCCCCGCGUCGUCUCAAUGAGCGCUCACAAAAGCCUGUGAGGCAGGCAGCGCCACAGAGGGAGGAAGCUGACGCCCAGGCAGCCUGAGCCACUUGCCCAAGUCCAAGCAGCUGGCGAGUGAAUUGCCUUCGAGAACUGAAUCCGAUUCCCCCGACUUCACGCUCUCCCUCUCCUCGCCCCCGGGUCCCGCCCACACCCACAGGGGGCGCCGACCUGCGCGCACGCGCAGUCAUCGCAGCCGCGUCCCCUUUAAGGGAUUCCUUUUGCCUCCUCCGACCCCUUCACUUCCGCUCUGCGUCCCCACAAUGCAGUGCGGCUGAGCGCCUCAGAGCCCGCGGGGACGCUGCGGGGGGACCCCGGCUGAGGCGGCGGCGGCGACGUGGGCUGCGGCGGGCCCGCGGCGUCGGGCGGUGCGGAUGUCGGGGUGGGCGGACGAGCGCGGCGGCGAGGGCGACGGGCGCAUCUACGUGGGGAACCUUCCGACCGACGUGCGCGAGAAGGACCUGGAGGACCUGUUCUACAAGUACGGCCGCAUCCGCGAGAUCGAGCUCAAGAACCGGCACGGCCUCGUGCCCUUCGCCUUCGUGCGCUUCGAGGACCCCCGAGAUGCUGAGGAUGCAAUUUAUGGAAGGAAUGGUUAUGAUUAUGGCCAGUGUCGGCUUCGUGUGGAGUUCCCCAGGACUUACGGAGGUCGGGGUGGGUGGCCCCGUGGUGGGAGGAAUGGGCCUCCUACAAGAAGAUCUGAUUUCCGAGUUCUUGUUUCAGGACUUCCUCCAUCAGGCAGCUGGCAGGACCUGAAGGAUCACAUGCGAGAGGCUGGGGAUGUCUGUUAUGCAGAUGUGCAGAAGGAUGGAAUGGGGAUGGUUGAGUAUCUCAGAAAAGAAGACAUGGAAUAUGCCCUGCGUAAACUGGAUGACACCAAAUUCCGCUCUCAUGAGGGUGAAACUUCCUACAUUCGAGUUUAUCCAGAGAGAAGCACCAGCUAUGGCUACUCACGGUCUCGGUCUGGGUCAAGGGGCCGUGACUCUCCAUACCAAAGCAGGGGUUCCCCACACUACUUCUCUCCUUUCAGGCCCUACUGAGACAGGGUACCUCUUCCCAGAAUAGCUACUCAGCCGUGUGAGAAGGGCUCUUGUUCAUCCAGCUUUGGCAAAGAGAUAUUACCUGUUUGAAAACAAUAACAAAAAAGAAUGUAAUAUUAUAGCUGAGCCUGCUUCCCAACUGGCUCUAUUAGCUAACUUAUCACUUGAUUUGUCAUGCAAAAUAAGCACUGGAAAUAAGUAUAGCUACUGUCCUGUUUUUCUAACUGUCUGAAAGAAUCACAGUUAUAAGUGAAGCCUUAUUAAUAUGUACUUUUCAGUAAGGAGCAGACAGGUUAAUUAGCCAUUUAUCUGCACACAGGAGUGGAAGGAAAGACUGAGUGUGAACUCAGUUUGUCCCAAGAAGCAAGGUCUGACACAAGGUUCUAUUUGAGAAAUAGAAUAUGUGCUCAAUGGAUAGUUCCACUGAAACAGUGACAACUGUCAGGCUCUAAGAUAAAUUAUAAAAUCUCUCCACAAUUAACUGAAGUGGUUUAGUGCAUCAGAGGCAUGAUUAAGAGCUCACAGAUUUUUUUAGCUUUCUUUCCCAUCCUUGCUUCAACAAGAACUUUCCUUUAACUGGUUGGUUUUGGUCAAAGAGGUAAUCCCUGAGCUGGAGGGCUAUUUGUCUCUGAAGGCUGCUUCGAAUGGUUCUCCUCUGAGGGAAUCUGAACUUGAAGUUGUGCUUGGAAAGCUGUCUACCUGAGUGCUUAUGCUAGUCCUAUUCCCAAAUGUCCAGAGGGGUAUAGCAGCUCUGAGAACCCACCUAUCUGCAGAGAGGAGAUAAAAACAGUUCAACCCACCCAAGGUUCUGGAUUUUACUAGUAGCCCAGAGUUAUUUUAAAGCUUCCAUUUAAAAUAGUUACAGUGAGGUUUAAAGAUGCAAAUCU
Equus quagga is the source of this 3033-nucleotide messenger RNA. RefSeq names its product serine and arginine rich splicing factor 9 (gene SRSF9). Lineage: Eukaryota; Metazoa; Chordata; Mammalia; Perissodactyla; Equidae. Bases 1481 to 2146 code for a protein of 221 amino acids. The transcript is spliced from 5 exons. Gene Ontology annotation, cellular component: ribonucleoprotein complex; nucleus; cytoplasm. The record is from RefSeq and is a predicted model, not a curated record. Gene Ontology annotation, molecular function: mRNA binding.